UCAAGUUCAACAUCACCGGUCACCUUCAUCUCUCUCUCUCUCUCUCUCUCUCUCACACACACACACACUAUUCGUGACCCAAGAACAAAAGGUGGUCCAUCCAAAGAGUAACUUCGCUUUCAAAUGGAAGAAGAAAGAAAGGUCAAACUUCCAACAAAGUCAACCACCAUGGUCAAACCCACCUUCAAAAAGGUCCAAGUUGUUUACUACAUUUCAAAAAAUGGUCAGCUUGAGCACCCUCAUGUCGUAGAAGUUACACAUUUGGUUCACCACCAGCUUCGGCUCAAAGAUGUGUUGGAGAGACUGAGUGCUUUGAGAGGUAGAGGAAUGCCCUCCCUCUAUUCUUGGUCUUGCAAAAGGAUGUACAAGAAUGGAUAUGUGUGGAAUGACUUGGGGGAGAAUGAUGUUAUUUUGCCAUCAGAAGGUCAAGAGUAUGUACUCAAAGCUUCUCAACUUGUAUUCCACUCACCAGACAAACACAUGCAUGUUAACGACGAGCCUCAAGUACACGUCGCAAAACGCAAGCCAAUGACACCAAAACGACAAACUGAAUUCAACGAAGAAGAACUAGACUUCGAAGAAAAGAGAAUAAACUACACAAACCCUCAAUCCAAAUGUUCUUCAAGGGGCAUCCAUAUCUCCACCACCUUAUCACCCCCCUCACCUCCACCCUCAACCACCUCUGGCGACAGCAACAACACCUCAAAACGCUUUGAGGAUGGCGACCCUUACCCAACACUGACCCGUAACUCCAUGCUGCUUCACUUGAUGGCAUGCGGCGGCUCCAUAGGGUUUAAAGGGAAAUCUGAUAUUAUUAACCAAGCAACAAAUGUAGCGGCUGCUAGGAAGAGCUGCAGUAGCUCUGGUAGUUUGCAUAAAGGAGUGGUGUGUAAAAAGGCGGCGGCUGUGGCGGUGGAGGAUGAGAUAUGUUGCAUGUCGGAAAAUCCACGGUUCGGGAAAAUGCAGGCUGAGGAGAGGGAGUAUUUUAGUGGGAGCAUUGUGGAGGCAAUGGCUGAAGAAAGAGUUCAAGUUGAACCUAUGUUGAACAAGUCAUCUUCCUACAAUGAAGAAAGAGGGUCCAAGACAAUGGCAGCAGAAGAAGAAGAUGAUGAAAUGAAGAGAGAGAAAAGAGUGGCAGGGAAAUGCAUCCCAAAGAGAUUUUGCUAGAGAUUUGAUAUGUCAUGUAUCCAUUGACUUUCUUUAUUGACUAUUUUGUUUUUUUCCCAAUGGAUGAAGCUUGGAAAUUUAUUACGUUUUCCUAACUUGGUGAAACUUUUUACAUGGACUAUUGGUACACUCUAAAAUUUAUUUGCACAAUCUGACUUUUA
Helianthus annuus (common sunflower) is the source of this 1328-nucleotide messenger RNA. Its product is annotated as protein UPSTREAM OF FLC. The transcript has 5 exons. The record is from RefSeq and is a predicted model, not a curated record. Bases 124 to 1167 code for a protein of 347 amino acids. Lineage: Eukaryota; Viridiplantae; Streptophyta; Magnoliopsida; Asterales; Asteraceae.